This is a messenger RNA of Kickxella alabastrina, 436 nucleotides long. RefSeq lists its product as uncharacterized. Gene Ontology annotation, biological process: 2-oxoglutarate metabolic process. The record is from RefSeq and is a predicted model, not a curated record. Bases 144 to 404 code for a protein of 86 amino acids. The transcript has a single exon. Lineage: Eukaryota; Fungi; Kickxellomycota; Kickxellomycetes; Kickxellales; Kickxellaceae.
CUCCCCCUUUUUUAUUUCGAAUCAAUUCCACUUUCAAAUCCAUUUUCAUUUUUUACUUUAUCAAUUCACAUUUUUUACUUUCAAUUCCAUUUUUUCUUUCUUCAUAAUUCUUUAUAAAUCCACACACACGCACAUAAAAAAAUAUGAAAUCUACUCUUUUCGUUCAGGCACAAAAGGCACAAUACCAGUGGCACAAGCACGUUCCGUUGAUGAAAUUCCUUGGACCGCGCAAGAACCUCUGGAAACCCACUGCAACUACAACCACAGAAAUGGCAGGGAAAACUAGCAGCAACUCAAAGGAAGCUAUUAAUUUCUGGGAAUUACCUGCUCGGUACCGUCCUCUGCCUAUUUCCGAAGCUGAAAUAGAAGCCAUCGAGUCUGGCGGAGCAACAACCUACGCAUAAUAAACUCGAAAGAAUUCUCUUAGUUAAAUUUU